Kwoniella mangroviensis CBS 8507 is the source of this 7035-nucleotide messenger RNA. RefSeq lists its product as uncharacterized. Bases 1 to 7035 code for a protein of 2344 amino acids. NCBI's taxonomy places the organism in Eukaryota, Fungi, Basidiomycota, Tremellomycetes, Tremellales, Cryptococcaceae. The record is from RefSeq and is a predicted model, not a curated record. The transcript has 23 exons.
AUGGCGUCUCGGAGGGAGAGCAACGCGGAUCGUAACGUCGAUGCUCGUAAGGCUCUGGGUGUUCGUCCAGGUGAACAACCUCCACCGAGGUUGAUGUUGGAGCGCCCUUCCUUACCCAGCAACGCACCUUCUCCAACAGCUACUGCACCACCUUCACCCAAAUCACCUCCUGGCUCACGAAAUGUCUCGAUCUCCGUCCCGCCCCUCACCAUCCCUUCUUCUCCCACUGUAGACCAGCCAACGCGAUUCCGAAGACCGACCAUCACCUCCAAACACAAGCCAUCUAGGCUGGCAACCAAUAACAGAGGUCUAUAUGAGACGCAGAAAUUGCUAUCCCAUUUACUAGACAAGUUAGAAUCUCGUGAUGCUGCGCCUGACUUGCUGGAAAGAGCAGCGAUAUCAGCUAGGGAAAUCAGCGGGAGAAAUAAAGGCAAGUCGAAAGGCAAAGUACAAAGGAUAGGAAAUGUCAUAGCACGUGCUGCCCAUCAUGCUACCGGUGGUGUACCUUACACUUCUGCUUCUUCUUCGAUACUCUCUCCGCCUGGUACAGCGACGUCUUCGUCUCUUGGACCGGGGGUCAUGGGGAUAGCAAGUGAAGAUUUUGAGGAUAUCAUUUUAGCGGAAGGUGAGAUUGAUACAGAAGCGAUAUAUGAUUUGGUCGAACAGACUAGGGGACUGCUAGUCUUAGCUGAAAAACAAGGACUGGAUUUUUUCGAAGAUGAACAUGGUGGUGCGAGACCUAGUAUACCUGGUGUACCCGUAUUGGACUCUACACCGAUCAAGAAUAAAAGAAAAGCAGGAAGAUUCUCUUCAAUAGCUCCCUCGGGAUCGAUCAAACCUUCUUUCUCCUUAUCAAGCGAUAAAACCGAUAAUCAGAAACAGGAAGAUCACCAUCCCAGGAAUUCACAUGACAAUUCAAUCGCAGGUCCAGUCCUCUUGGCUCGGAUGUUGCAUGUCUUGCAGACGCUAUUGACCGUGGAAUGUCUACAUCGAACCCAUUCGUUCAGACCCCUAUGUCCUCCAUAUGCAUUACAAGCUGCCUGUCUGGAUAUCGCAAGCUAUCUAUACACGAAAUCCGGGAUGGAUACCAAAAUCAAAGUGGUUGGAAUGGUGGUAGAUGGGUUCUAUGGAAUGAGUGGGAUGUUAGAGAAAGUCUGUGAGUGGCUGGAAGGUAAAUUAGGUGAAUUGUUGAUUCGAUUAGCGAAGGAAAGAGGUGGACCAGGGAAGAAAGAUCAGGUGGAAGAUAUGGGUUGGACUGACCCGUUCUCAACGAAAGAAGCUCCUGGUAAAGCUGUUCCUACAUUCGCAAUAUCUACCGAUUCGCAAGAUUCCCUACCUCCUCCACCCAAUCAGUCUACACCAGGUUGGAAACGAUAUUCACCCACAUCGCCCUCGUUCCCCUUCUUCCCUCCUGGUGAUAUUGCAGGUGUAUUGUCCACCCACGCUACGAAAGAUGCUUCACAUACGACUAUCGUGAUCGCAUCACUCGUUCCUCGAAUCUUGUUAGGUCUGACCACAAUGGUCGAUCUCAGUAUAUCGAAGCUGACUACUAUCCAUCGGGUCCAUCGACUGCUCACACUUCUGCUCACGGCCAAACCGGAUUCUUCUCUUGACCUACUGGAAAUCGUCGCUCAUGCGCCUUCGAAGGCCAGGCGUACUGCUCUGGAGAUUUUAUCGACAUUUUAUCCAGCUGUUGUAGGACACAAUACAAUCUCACGCCGAUUAGCAAAUACGACAUAUGCCGCUCAACGAGCUAAAUGGGAGACAGGUCAAGAGAGGGCUUUAGGUGAAGAUGACGAUACACAUUAUUUCGUACCGUGGAGAUAUUCAAGUAAAGAAGAUCCGGAGGACACGUGUCCGAAAUGUGGAGUCUGCGAGUCGGAAGUACAUGGGUUCAUCGUUAGAUGUACAAUGUGCAGGGAAUAUAGACAUCUACAUUGUUAUCAUACAGGCGGAGUGCACACUUACGAUGUCAUCACGUUGUCUUCCGACAAUGCUUCGACCCCUCAUCAGAUGGCUCAUGUGAAAUUCUCACCGACUCCUCCAAGAUUAGACGAACAAGUGUUAUUUGGAUCUACGAUUCGUGGGAAUUCCACUUCGACCAAACGAAGAGUAGGUCAACAUGACUUAGUUCUGGUCAAUCUGUUCAACCUUACACUAUGCGAUGCGUGUAAUGAACCACUUUGGGGAACGACUGCCCAAGCGUAUAGCUGUUUUAACGGAUGUCAACGAUUCUUUCACUCGAAAUGUCUAGAUAAGAUGGAGAAGGAUAAUAGAGGUCAAUGUAGGUUCGGCAGAGAUGUGGUCAUCGAUGAGAUAUCUUCUCAGGGUAGUAAUCCCUUUGUCAUUCCGCUUUCACGCUUUCGACACUCAUUCAACGAUAUAUCCGCCCAACUCUGCAAAGGAAAGGACGAACUUCAGCGGAGGACUUACGAUGAGAUAGCAAUACUUUGGGGUGAUUUAUGGAUACAAUACCAAUUACUUAAGAACGGAUUAUCAAGUGGUAGUUUACGAAUAACCGACUACGACAUCAAGAUCGAACCUGAUUUAUUGAGCAUGAAAUCCACCUUGAAGCUGUAUGAAGAACAGCUGAGAUCAAGAUACUCGGAAGCUUCACCUGCUUCCAGCGACUUUACACAUGUCAUAGGUACUGAAAAGCCAUUGGGAUGUGGAUAUCUGUUUUCCGAUAAAUUCCUUACCUACGUUAUUGCCUUGCUACGAGCCCCUUCGUCGACCAACCCGAUGGCUAGUGGGACCCAAACUCCCUCAGAUGUAUUACUUACUCCUCUAGGAUUACCUGCCCCGAAUGAAGAAAUGGACGGUAAUGAAGGUUCGUAUGAGAUGUUACCAUUAUCAAUCAUCUCUUCCUCCCUUUCCUCCGACCUAGGCAUAUCCGAUCAAUAUAUAUCAACAUUAUUCUUGACCCAACUUCGAUCAAUUGGGUUAAUCACUAUCAACAAUAAACUCUCAAUCACUGCUGAAGACUUGACUUCACCUAAUAUAUGGGCAGGCUUCAAUCUACCAUUAUUAAUUGAUAAUUCACCUACGAUCGAACUUCUCGUAUCUACCAUCGAAGUCUUACUGGAUGACCUGGAUUUGUCUCUCAACGAACAAGGAUUAAGAUUAUUGGCUGAAAGAUGUUGGCCUAGUGGAUUAUGUUCACCUUAUGCUUUGGAUAGAUUAGGUAAAUCGGUGGUUAACUGGAUAAUGAAUCAUGAUGAUUCAUUAUUGCAGAUUGUUAAACAUUACGCAUCCAAACAUCGGAAAUUACCUGGAUUGCAAAUCUCAAAUAAAAACACCAAUGCUAAUCAGAGUUCGGUUAAUAUGUAUCAAGAUGUUAGGAACGGAUUGAUGGACAAGUAUGCGAAAAGGUGGUUGAGGGCUUUACAUGAUUUAGAUCCGAUACCGUACGCAGCUAUGGUUUAUGAAGAAUGUAAGAAUCCCUUGGCAGCUGGUAAACUGAAUUAUGAUAGUGAAGAAUCGAAUGAUCAGCUCGCAUCGAAAAUGGCAGGUAUAGCCCUCGAAAGGAUGACUUCUGUUGUAGAUGCCGAAGUUAUAUUCUCUACUUUGAUGGAAUUGGUCACUGCUUGGCUAGAGGAUUUAGGUGCUUUAGCAGAUCAGGACGUGGUGUACCGUUCUCUUCCCCGACUUCUGCGUCACUCGAACUCCUCCCCCUCAUCAUCAUUCGAUCAAACGGACUUAUUCUCCUUGUCUCUCUCGGUCUCCCAGUCUGGUCCAGAAGGUCUCAUUAGAGUCUGCAGAUGGCUUAGAGUCCUGUCAUUCUCAGGAGUGGAGAUUCCGUGGAAUGUAUUGAUUGAUCUGGUGGAAUUACAAUCAACGACCCAAAGCGAAGUCGACGCGCGACUCGAUCUAGUCAUUGCAGUAGGAGCGAACGGAAUGAUCAUGGAUCCGGAAGCAUUCGCCGGUCUGUGUGCUAAGGUCGGGAAAGGGAUUUUUACGGAUAUGGGUGGUCAAGGUGGUAUUAGCAAUCUAGCGCAUAAUGAACUCGACCUGAUUAGGCAAUGUAUGGUACUUUGCCUUCGAGUGUAUGGAGUAUCUUUAGACGACGUCGCGCGAACAUCGUUGAAUAGUGGAGAAUUGCAUACGAAACAACCUGCAAGUAUGUCAAAGAAAAAACGGGCUCCGAGCGGUCGAACUGUCUUCUCCCUUGAUAAGGAAAUGGUCUCAUCGGCUGCUUUGAUUUUGGAUCGCCCAAAUUUCCCUCGGGAGAUGUUACUUGAUUUCUUAUGGUUGCUUUUCACGAAAGCUUCGAUGGUGGACAAUGUGGACGGAUUCAUACACCGUGCUUGUUCGAAGUUGUACCCAGUGAUAUGGCCUUUGGUGGAUGUUACCGUCGAUCGCAAGAGCCGUACGAGGGUAUUGCUCAGGAUGUUGAGUGUGAAUUCGAACUCCCUGGAGAAGAUCGUCAGAGAACAACUUGAUUCUGGACCUGAGGGAAGGGCUAAAGUUCGCGAACGACUCCUGACUUUCAUACUCGAAUUAUCCGACUCGAGUCUCGUCUACGAAUUGACUUCGUGGCAAUCUUCAGCAGUUGGCUUGAUCUUGCUCCUCUUUGAUGUCCUCACGGAUACCUCGGAGAUGAUACCUGACAAUUUAGUCAUACUUCAAUGUCUACUUCCAGCUCAACUACAAGCUAUGUCUUCAUGUUUUGAGGACUACCUGGCUAGACAUAGUGAUGAAAAGAGAUUGAUAUUAUUGACUAGGUUGAGGAGAUUGAGAUUGAACUUACCUACUUGGCCUGUCAUCUCUUGGACGAAGAUUGAAGAAUUGCUAGCGGAAGAAGUGGCUUCUAUAACUCAACUACGUCCUGGUCGAGCCUCUCAAACGAUGAAUGCCUUGAUGGACUCUCAGUCCGUUCGGUGCUCCUUACUAUCCCUCGGCUUAGACAUGCUAUCGUCCGGUAUCAGCGUACCAUGGAUGAUAGCCCAGCGAUUCCAACAACACGUUGCAUCAUGUCUCUCUCUACCUUGGACGAACCCGAUUGAAGGAAUCACCUCUCUCGUCCUUCCGUCCAUCCGGGCUGUAUUGGAUAGUUCAGCAAGAAUUACCAUAUCUGGUCAAGCGUUUGAAAGUAAAGCUAAGAAGACUGCCCUGGUCGGGGCGCUUUUCGUACCUAUCGUUAUAGACUUGGGUAGUGAAUUGGGUAAAUUUGAAUAUCUCACUCAGAGGACUUUGUUGGAUAUUCUCAUGGUAACAUUUUUCAAGCAAGAUGUCCGGACGGUAGAAUUGGCUGCUUUGAGUUCUCUACAGACUCUAGCUCAAUUUGUAGCUACAACGGAAUGUACGGAGAACAGGUUAUUAGCUCUGCAGAUCCUGCAGACCGCACCGGUCAGGAUGGAUCGAGAGAGUGUGAUUAGGGCUGUACCAUCGGUAUUCGCUACUAUUGCUGGAGUGCUGGUCAAGGAGAACGAAGCUGAACAUUCUGAUUCGGCGGUGCUUGAGCAGAGUCGAGUGUUCUUGAGAGGCAUUAUCAAAAGUUUCGGAAGAUCUGGAUUGUUCAUUCAGCUGUUCAGAAUUGAAGAUCCUGCGACCUAUAAGCCUCACGAAUCUUCGAGCCUAGGUAAAGCCUUGCAAUUGCUACAUGCGUCUGAGAGGACUUUGGAAGGACAGCCGUCGAUCUUCGAUAAUGUGUUCCACAAUCUGUCGGAUGUACUCAAACGUGGUCGCCAGACUGUUGAUCAGGUCUUGGUCUCGUUAUGCAGAUUCUCUGAAUCUUUGCACGUGGAGUUAUCCGAGGAUGUCGCUCAGAGUUUCGGACUGUUCAUUGCUAGAUUGGGUAAACACGUCGCUGAAUAUGAUCAACACGAAUUCGACCCCAAUCCGGCAUUGAAAAGUUGUGCCGCAAUUCUGGACUUGGUACAACCCAUUGCUUCAACGACACUGCUACAUCAGAUAUCCACAUUCCUCCAUCUUGCACUGACCCGUUUCAAUGUGUCGCACGAUGUGCUAUCAACAUUGUUAGCUGUCUCAGAGAGGGUAGCGCGAGGUCAGUCUACCGAAGAUACAGUCAGGACCGUCACAUUCGAGUUGGCCGGAUCGAUCGUGCAUGGUUUGAAUGUAACCCCUGUGACACUUCUCACGCUACUCAACUUCCUCGCUGUCAAUGCUUUCCCCGAUCACGAUCUCGACGCUCGAAGCUUCGCCCAACAGAAACGAGUACUUGCGGAUUCCGCACCGGGAUGUACACAGAUCUUACUUCGUACCCAUCCAACUUUCGCUGUGGGACAAUUAGAUGCAGAUGUAACUUUGGCAAUAAUGAUGAAAACUGCUACGGUGCUGUGUAAGGCGGAAAUGAUCGUUCAGGGGAUCAUCAGUCAGAAUUUGGGGAACAUCAUAACUGAGGCCGCGUCUACCCAAGUCAACCUAUUCGUCUUCCUACUUCUUUCUUCGCUUGACCUACAGAUGGGUCCAGCGAGAAAACGAAUCAUUUCGCUUUACCCUUUACUCGCCAGGGCGACUUCCCUAUGCCUUCGAGCAUCUGCAGACUUCCUUACUUUACAGGACACCUCAGGGGACGGAGCCGAACUUCUUUCAGUAGUGUUUGUGGUAUUUCGGUCGACUGUCUUGGCUUUGCACGAUUCAGAGGCCGGCAGUAGUACGUUGAUGAGCAAUAUGGAAGAGGACGCCAUGGACACUUUCUGGUGUAGAAUUUGGCCAGAUUGGUAUAGACUCUUGACAAUCUCACUGGAUUCAUCAUGUAUCAACGGACCAUUGAAAGCGGUAUCUCAUAGUGUAUUCCUCGACACGAUAAUCUUCCUCGGACAGGUACAUUCGUCGAUUCUCACCAGACAUUCCGGGACAUUAUCGCACGCUUUGACUGUUUUGGUGAAAUACCAAGAAUCGCUUUCGUCGACGAGCGGUGGGAAAAUGCAGAAGGCUGCUCAAGUUAUGGAUCGGAUUUCGAAUGGAGUAGGAAUCGGACAUAUUAGUGAUAGUGAUAGACGGACGAUUGUCAGUAAUAUCAAGAAGGAUCUGAGUGCGACGGAAAGAUUGAAAGCUCUAAGGGCUAUGUAA